AUGCUAUCGCAAACUAUCAGAGGUACCAGAGCUUUGCAAAGCUCCACUCUCCGCUCCAUCAGAACCAGUAUCGGCGUGAGAAGUAUUGUUCAGGACGCCAAGUCCCAGGUUAAGUCGCCAGAGGGUGUGUCGCAGGCCGAAUUGGACGCUAACAAGAAGAAGUUGGAAGACUUGGAAAAAAAGGCGCAUAGCAAAGAGGGCCUCCAAAGACCUUCGCGCGAAGAGCUGAAGAAGAAGGGCGAAGACGCUCAGGUCGAGCAGCAAAGACCGGACGACGGGGUUUACUAG
This is a messenger RNA of Lachancea dasiensis, 288 nucleotides long. Lineage: Eukaryota; Fungi; Ascomycota; Saccharomycetes; Saccharomycetales; Saccharomycetaceae. The record is from the annotation of a GenBank genome assembly.